Messenger RNA from Stereum hirsutum FP-91666 SS1, 1656 nucleotides. RefSeq lists its product as uncharacterized. NCBI's taxonomy places the organism in Eukaryota, Fungi, Basidiomycota, Agaricomycetes, Russulales, Stereaceae. The coding region runs from base 37 to 876 and encodes 279 amino acids. The record is from RefSeq and is a predicted model, not a curated record. Gene Ontology annotation, cellular component: intracellular membrane-bounded organelle. Gene Ontology annotation, biological process: protein peptidyl-prolyl isomerization. The transcript is spliced from 7 exons. Gene Ontology annotation, molecular function: peptidyl-prolyl cis-trans isomerase activity.
UGAACUUGUUCACGAACGGACAGAAGGGCUGCAACGAUGGUCCGACCAAGAGUCUUUUUCGACUUUGCUGUGGAUGGUGCGCCUGUAGGAAGAGUCAUCUUUGAGCUCUACAAUGAUGUGGUCCCCAAGACGGCCGAAAACUUCCGGGCAUUAUGCACUGGCGAGAAGGGCGUUUCCCCGCUGUCAGACCGCCCGUUGUACUAUAAGAAUAGUAUUAUUCACCGUUCGAUCGCAGACUUCAUGAUCCAAGGCGGAGAUUUCACCAAGCGAAAUGGUAUGGGUGGAGAGUCCAUCUACGGUGGCCCGUUUGCGGACGAAGACCUCUCUAUCCCACUAGAUGCUCCAGGACUUCUUUGCAUGGCGAAUAAGGGGCCUAACACCAACGGGUCCCAGUUUUUUGUUACCCUACGUGACUGUCCACAUCUGAACGGCAAACACGUCGUAUUCGGCAAAGUCAUUCGCGGAUACGACGAAGUCAUUCUCAAGGUCGCCGACGUCCCCGUCGACGGAAAAGACCGUCCGACCGUGCCGGUCACAAUCUCCAACUGUGGCGAGCUCGAGCUGCGAAAGAAGCCUGAAGCACCUGCGCCAACAGCAGCUCGUGCGUCCUCCUCCCUUUCCCCUUCCUCGUCCGAUGGCGUUUCAUGGUCUCCUACCUCGAUCUCAUCAUCUCCACCACCUUCUCCCCCGCGUCUGUCUCCCCCGCGCUUGUCCCCACCACGUUUCUCCGGAUCGAACAUCUCGCCACCGCGUUUAUCCCCUCCUCGCGUUGGACCACCCCGUGUCUCGCCACCCCGCGUUACCCCCUCCAAACUGACACCAUCCCGUCUAUCUCCUCCCCGUUUCUCCGCCAAUUCUACACUUCCUCGUCAUUGAUGAUCCGCCGACACCAUCCCGAAUAGACAAGUCGAAAAGCGCAGCCGAAUCCGACUCCGAUGAAGAUUCAGACCGUGAUCGUAAACAUCGCAAAUCCAAGCGCCGACACCGUUCCGAUUCUCGUUCCAGAUCCCGCUCACCCGCAGACUCCGAAGACGAAGACGAGCGAGAGCGCAAACGGCGCAAGCGUGAACGUAAGGCCAAGCGCAAGCUUCGGAAGGAGAAAGAACGUGGUCGUACGGAUGCUGACGGCAAGAAGGACGAGGUCGUCGGUGAAGGGGGUGAGAGGAAGGAGACGGAGGAGGAGUAUGAUGCGAGGUUGGAGAGGGAGGAGAAGGAGAGGAUAGAGGCGGCGCGGAAGAGGGAGUUGGAGAGGAUCGCGAGGAGGGCGAAGGAGGAUGCUGAGAGGGAAGCGAAUGCCGGUGGAGGUGUUAGGUUCAAGGGGAGAGGCAAGAUGAAGUACGUCGACCCGGAACUGAACCACAGCCGUCGGUGAAAACUCAAACCCAAACUUGGGACCCGUCUCGCUUUGAACCAAAGCCCGCAUUCCUCUUCCCUUCCUCGCUUUUCUGCUCAUUUUCUUGAAAUGACGAUAUAUGGACCAUCUACCUCCUCGUUAUUUUCUUGUUGUCUUAGCUGAAUGCUCUUGCUGUCCGCUUUAAUGCAUACCCAAUACUGAUCAACCCCGCUCUGCGAUCAAAAUACGUUACCGAUUCAUUCAACUCCAAACCUCAACCUGUCGCAGAGCUAGAGUCAUAGUUAUGGAAUAUGAAAACUGCC